Molecule: messenger RNA, 2973 nt
Organism: Paramormyrops kingsleyae
Lineage: Eukaryota; Metazoa; Chordata; Actinopteri; Osteoglossiformes; Mormyridae
Source: RefSeq, a predicted model, not a curated record
AUGACUGAGGUGAAAAGACGCCGAAGAAAACAAAAGCCACUGGAGGAGGCUAUACAGUUUGUAUUUCUAAAGAAGGACAAACAUGGGCUUGAGGGCAAAUUCAUUAGUGAUUUUAAAGGCAGGGGUGUGUUCAGCAGCACUCAUUUUGAUAAGGGUGAUUUCCUGCUUGAAUAUAGAGGUGACUUAAUAAGCAAGGAGGAGUGUGAGCGGAGGCAGAGGUUAUAUCAUGACGCCCUUAAAGUAUUUCUAUUUGAAUUUCGAUACAAUGGAAAACUUCUCUGUGUUGAUGCAGCCCGAGAUGACUGUUCCCUUGGGCGACUCGUGAAUGAUGAGCACAUCAAUCCAAACAGUAGGAUGAAGACCAUCCGUGUGGAUGGUAGACCUCACCUGUGUUUGUUUGCUUUGAGGAACAUAUUUCCUAGUGAAGAAAUCACUUACGAUUACGGCGAUUCAGAGUGGCCAUGGCGAUGCACGAUAACUCCUAAGACCCAGCUGUCAUCAGACACCAAUGAUUGUGAUGAGAUAACUCCUAAGACCCAGCUGUCAUCAGACACCAAUGAUUGUGGUGCGGCUGUGGGACUAGAUGAGGUCUGCAAACAUGAUGUUGUCGCUUCAGCAAUAUCAAGCAUGGACAAAUGUUCAAAAUGUGUGGGACCUAUUGCAGCAAUGAAGUGGCUUGGACUGAAAUGUAAAUUGUGCUCCUGUUUCUGGCACAAGUCCUGCUAUUCAAAGCUUCAUGAAUGGAAUAGAAAACAGUCAUUACAGGAAGUAAGUUCAGAGGAAGACGAGGUGUCAGAUGAGGAAUACAUACCGCAGUCUGAAUCAGAAAAUCAGUCAGACAGUUCAGAUGAAUUGAUAACAAAACCAAGACCAAGCUAUGAUCAAACUAAGCUGCUCUCACAUACACAGGAAGCUGCAUCCUCUAAGAUUAGUGAAGCUCUCAGAUCAGAUGUACCUACUCUGAAUGUAUCUAAGGGCAAAGGAAAAGGAGUCUUAAAGGCCAGAGAAGCAGCAUGUAUGUAUGAAGAGUCUGAUUUACUUUGCCAUGAGGAGCAGUUGACUGAUGUUGAGACAGACAGUGAAUCAGAUAGUUAUGGUGAAUGCCACAAUCCCAGAAAGCAAGGCUCAAAAGUAUGCAGGUCAGCAGAUGUGCUUAUGUCAUCAACCCGAUCACACAAAGAACAUGACAGUAGUGAGAAGCAUUUAAAUGCCAAAAGGGGAGCAGUGUUGAGAGAAGAAUUGAGGGAAAGCAGUGUGGCUGAAGAAGAUCAGUGUGUGCCGUCAGCAAAAAUCUCAUGUUCAGCAAAUAGUAAGAACUACUGUUACAUAUGCGGGAAACCUCAGACCAAGUUGGCACGCCAUUUGAAAACUCAUAAGGGUGAAGUUGAAGUUGCGCAGGCUUUGUCACUUCCAGUGCACUCGAAAGAACGUAAAGCAUUGCUCCAAAAACUCAGAAACAAGGGCAACUAUCAGCAUAACACAGAUGUUUUACAGUAUGGAGAGGGGGCUCUUAAAAUGAAAAGGGCACCAAAAAGAGAAUGCGAUGCAAAGCAGUUUGUGCAUUGCAUUUACUGCAAAGGGAUGUUUGUGCGGAGAGAUCUAUGGCGUCAUUUAAAAAGAUGUCCCUCAAAACCUGCGACAGACAGUGAAAACCAAGGGAGGACAAGAGUUUUGGGUUUGGCAACUAUGGCAGAGUCUUCAUUCAGUCAGCACAUAUCUCAAGGAGUUUGGAAAAUCUUGGGUGUGAUGAAGCAGGACGAAAUUUCCGCUGUUGUCAAAAAUGACCUGAGUAUUCUUCAGCUUGCACAGUCUUUCUUUAACAAACAUGGACAUGAUCCUAGCAAAUUUGAGUACAUUCGACAAAAGCUUCGUGAAAUUGGACUGUUGUUGGCAUUGCGUAGAGAGUUUUCGAUAUACAGUCUUGAAGAAGCUGUGAAGCCUGCCAAUUUUCAUACACUGAUUCAAGCCGUCCAGAGGGUGUCUGGCUAUGAUGGUGAGAGUCACUGCUACCAAACCCCAAGUCUCGCUCUGAAACUGGGGCAUUCACUGAAUAAGAUUUGCGAAAUCAUUCACUGCCGAGCACUGAUGUCUGAAGACAAGGAACUGAUUGUGUCAACAGAGACCUUCAAAAAACUCUAUUCCUCAAAGUGGUCUGAGAUGAUUUCACACACUGCUUUGGUCACACUGAAUGAAGCCAAAUUUAAUAAGCCAUCAACACUUCCCUUUACCAAGGAUGUACAGUGCCUUCAUCAGUUCCUUGAGAAGACUGCAUAUACAGCAUUUCACAAACUAAAAGAGACACCCUCUCAUCAAAACUACGCAGAACUGGCCAAAGCAACUCUUGCCAGAAUCAUUGUGUUCAACCGUAGACGCGCAGGGGAGGUCUCUAAAAUGCCACUGAAGGGCUUCAAUGAAAGGGACGGCACUUCUCUCCAUGAUGAUGUUGCUAUGGGCCUGAGCAAGUUUGAACAGAAACUCUGCAGCCAUUUUAGUCGUGUUGAGAUCAGGGGGAAAAGGGGAAGAAAGGUUGCGAUUCUUCUCUCGCCUGAUAUGGUCGAUGCCCUGACGCUGCUGGUCAGCAAGAGAAGUGAGUGUGGAGUGCUGGACACUAAUGCUUUCUUGUUUGCCAGACCUAACUGCCAGAGUCACUACAGAGGCCAGGACUCCCUCAGAGUGUAUGCAAGUGAAUGUGGAGCUCAGAAUCCACAAUUUCUAAGAUCAACUCAUCUACGCAAGCACGUGGCUACUCUCUCACAAAUCCUAAACCUGAAGAACAAUGAACUAGAUCAGGUUGCCGAUUUCUUAGGGCAUGACAUCCGCGUCCACCGCGACUAUUACAGGCUGCCAGAAGCCACUACUCAGCUUGCUAAAAUAUCUAAGUUACUCCUAGCCAUGGAAAAGGGCAGUCUACCUGAUCUUCAAGGAAAAUCACUUGAUGAAAUUGAAGUUGAAGGUAUGUCCAUCCUAGAGUAG